ACGCACCCUUUGCUAAAGAGCGGCCUAUUUAAGCUGUCAGAGUGCUGUCAUUUCUUUUCUUUGCUAGGCUGACUGCUUCCUAACUAUUCUGUAACAUUACUGUAAAUAAUAUUUACUAAAUAUAUGCUGCGACCACCGCUGCUUCAAAUAAAUAAUCACAUUUAUGAUGAUAUGCUGCUAGCUAGCUUACUACUCAUUUAGUUGCCUGUCCUGCUGGAUUUACUUUCUGCUGAGAUGCUUCACUUCACUUCACCAACUUCACUAAGUGGAAAAGGUCAACCACACAUCUCUGACUGGGUCCAUGUGCUGCCACCUAAAGAUGUGAGACUCAUGGCUGGGCCGAGACUGUGCACUGAACAUCUUCUCUUCUCUGCCGUAGACGGACAGCUGUCUUGUGAUCACUGCCCUUUGGGUUUUUUCACAAAAUCGACCCCUUCUUCUCAUCAUGCUAUGUGAUACGUGCCAACACUGGCAUUUCAUAGUGAGCAGGGUCAAAACAGAGGGAGGCAUCCAUCAGUCUGAGAAUUUACCAUGUGAGCUCAUGAGUAACGUUAAACUAUCCUGGCCUGUGUAGGUACAUCUGCUGGUGUUUAUUAUAUUCUAGGCCAGUUUUUAAAAAAAAUAAAAUAAAAUCAAAAUCCAGUGCUUGCAGAUAAUGACAUUAAAAUAGUGAACUUGAUACAAAGGGAAAACAUAUAUCUCCUUUAUUCUCUGUCAGUGAUGUAGUAAAUCUAGUGAUAGUGAGACCGUCUGUAGUUGUGAUGGCUGCUGCCUCCUCUCCAGAGACGGAUCAGCCCCUCUUGCAGCUCCAGGAGGUGGACUCUAGUCGGGUUGGCAGUCGUGUCCUCUCCCCCAUCCUCAGCUCCUCCUCUCCCGGCCUGUCCCUUGAACCCAGCCAGCCCAUCUGCAUCCCCUCCCCUUACACUGAACUCGGCCACGACUUUACCACCAUACCUUUCUACAGUCCAGCUAUCUUCAGCUAUGCUGGUCCGGGCAUUUCAGACUGCCCCUCCGUGCAUCAGUCACUAAGACCUUCAUUAUUCUGGUCCGGCCCUGGCCACGUGGGCCCACCCAUACCCCUGCACCACUCCCCGGCUCGCCCUCAGCAUGGUCAGCCAAUCCAGAGUCCGUGGAUGGAGCUGUCACCACGGGACAGUUUCUUAACAACCAGCAAGAGUGUGAGGAGGCGUUCCCAGGAGAGCGAGGAGGGCGUGGUGUCGUCAGGUGGGAAGGCAGACCUCCACUUCUGUGCUGUGUGUCACGACUACGCUUCGGGCUACCAUUAUGGCGUCUGGUCAUGUGAGGGUUGUAAGGCCUUCUUCAAGAGGAGCAUUCAAGGACACAAUGACUACAUCUGCCCAGCAACAAAUCAGUGCACUAUAGACAAGAACCGUCGUAAGAGCUGCCAGGCGUGCCGCCUUCGCAAGUGCUACGAAGUUGGCAUGACCAAGUGUGGUAUGCGUAAAGAGCGUGGAAACAGGAACCAACAGAUGAGGCAAGUGACCCGCUUGUCCUCACAGGGCAGAGCAAACGGACCAAAGGCGUCAACCAGACCAGCAGCAGGGUUGUUAAUUGAGCCCCAACCUGUUGCAUUGACCCCAGAGCAGCUGAUUGAGCGAAUAAUGGAGGCGGAGCCACCAGAGAUCUACCUCAUGAGUGACAUGAAGAGGCCACUGACCGAAGCUGACGUCAUGAUGUCUCUCACCAACCUGGCUGAUAAGGAGCUGGUUCACAUGAUCAGCUGGGCCAAGAAGAUUCCUGGGUUUAUAGAGCUCAGUCUCAUGGACCAGGUGCACCUGCUGGAGUGCUGCUGGCUGGAGGUGCUGAUGAUCGGACUGAUGUGGAGAUCAGUGGACCAUCCGGGGAAACUCAUCUUCUCCCCUGACCUCAGCCUGAGCAGAGAAGAGGGGUGCACUGUUCAGGGCUUCUUGGAGAUCUUUGAUAUGCUGUUAGCUGCCACGUCCAGGGUGAGAGAGCUCAAGCUGCAGAGGGAGGAGUACGUCUGCCUCAAGGCCAUGAUCCUCCUUAACUCCAGCAUGUGCCUCAGCUUUUCAGAGGGCAGCGAGGAGCUGCAGAGUCGCUCCAAGUUACUGCGUCUUCUGGACGCUGUAACGGACGCUCUGGUGUUGGCCAUCGCCAAAACUGGCCUCACUUUCCGCCAACAGUACACCCGGCUCGCCCACCUGCUCAUGCUGCUGUCACACAUCCGCCAUGCCAGUAACAAGGGCAUGGACCAUCUCCACUGCAUGAAAAUGAGGAACAUGGUGCCUUUGUACGACCUGUUGCUGGAGAUGUUGGAUGCCCACAUCAUGCACAGCUCUCGUCUGCCUGGCCAUGCUCCCGAGCCUGUGGACCAGAAGGUUCCCGCUCGGCCUCACAGCUCUGGUAGCGGCCCCUCAAAUACCUGGACUCCCAGCAGCACCGGAGGUGAACUCCAGUAGUCAGCAGGUCACCUCUUUGCUUUCACAUGAAUCCACAUACAAUGAAUUUUUACCGCUUUGCACAAAACUAGGUCAAAAGACUGAUGAGGUGUUUUACUGGAACAACCUGCAGGACGCUGAACUCUGUGAUCUCUCAUUGGUGAAUCUUAAACAUUCAAUCACUGUGCACAAUUGGUGAAGUUUUCAAAUGUUUUAAGUUAAAGUUAAAACUCUGCAGACUGUCCAAACUUGCAGUAUUCAUCGCCUUAACGCCACAUAUUGAAACAGCAGAGUGAACAAAUUGUUUCCUUAAUUUAGGCAGUUGCAUCAGUACUUGCUCACAUCUACAUGUAAUAUGUUACUGCUAUGAUUUUUCUUGGGAAUUGGCAGCCAAUUUCAUAUCAUGAAAACACAAAAACAGUUUCAGUAAUCAUGGCAGGCGACUGGUUACGGAACCUGAGAUGUUGCUACCAGAGAUGAUAAAAUGAGAACUACAUAAUAACAGCAAGUAACAACAACGCAUAAUUACAUAAAUAACAGCUUUUUUGAGUAUCUGAUCACAGUUCUUGCAGUUGUGCCAAAAAUGUCCCGCUGAACCUACCAUCCUGGAGGUUUAAUUAGAGAUGGAUUUCAGUAACAAGUUUGAUUUUGGCAAAAUAGCUGGAUUCAUUAAGCUCUGAAUCUCUUAUCGUACUUUCUCUCUUUCCUCUUUCUUUUAUUAGCAAAGAGUAAUAGAAAACCAGUACUAACCAGUAGAAAUCAGUGCUGGUUAUAGCUUCAUAUUUACCGUACAGACAUGAGUGUAAUCUUUUCAUUUAAUUCUCAGCAAGAAAGCAAAUAAGUAUAUGCCCAAAAUGUGAAACUUUUGUUGAACUAUAUGAAUACAAUAAUGACAUAAACCAUGACAGAAGACUGUAUCCAUGGCUACGAUAUGGGAGCAGUUGCUAGUUGCUAAAUGUGGACCUGCAAUAAUUAGUUGAUGGACAGAAAAUUAAUUGGCAACUAUUUUACAUUGACAUUUAAAUAACAUUUAUAUAUGCUAACAAUAUUGUUAUUUAUCUUAUCUAGAAUGACAAGAUGAUCAAUUACUACAGUAGUAGAUACAAUUCAGUUUAAAAAAUGGACAUAAAAGCCCAGUUUUAUGUCUCUGUGGGAAAAGUUAUUGAGCUAACCUGGAAGUUGACUCUAGGAACACUGUAAUUUUCUUCUGUAAUAUCAAAACAGAAAAUUGGAAACAUCUCGUCACUGUUGCAACCAGUCGGUCAGAAAUUAAACACAUCUACUGAAUUGUGUUGAGUUAGCUAACUUGGAUUUUAAAAAAUGUUGUCAGCUAUUUACAACUGUUGUUGCAUCAUGGCAGAUCUCCAGUUGACCACUAGGGGACACUUUACAUCACCUACUUUAUACCUGUUGGACUUCUCUACAUGACUGUCACUGUCUUGUCUUGACUUUGUUAAGGAUAUCUUACUUGUUUUCUGUGAAGUAUCAUAACCACUAUUGCUUUUGCACUUAUACCUGUCAAGUUUAUCUUGAGGAAAAAGAAAAGACUAUUUUUGUAUCGUAGCACUUGCUACAGUAGCUAUUAGGGAUGGGAAGAUCCACCAAUUUGAAUCGGCGUACUGGCAUAAAUGUUCACGAUGCCAUUGCCUCGAUCAUCUUUGCAUCUGUAAAAUCCGAUUUAUCUUUAUCUAAUUAUUAAUAGAGGGCGUAUGCCUUUAUUAGUAGUUGUUUGGGUCACGGAACGUAUGCAUGUAAACUGGAGACACAGAACACUUGUGAAAAGGCCUGUUAGUGAAAGGUCCAAGUGGUUUUUUAGAGGUCAAAAAGAAACAGCAUAAAUGAGAUGCAGUACUAUAGACACAAAUAUGUAAAGUAAAAAUACCAUUUUGCUUUAUGCUUUAUGCUUAAGAGAUAAAAUCAAACCGUACCAUAUUGAAUUGCAUAGCAUCAUUCUUUUGCAUCGCAUCAAAUCAUAUCAUAUCACAUUGAAUCGCUUUGUGUUGAACCAAAUUGUGUUGAAUCGCACUACAUUGCAAUAUUGGUAAAUCGUAUCUUUCUUAUUGCAUCAGUAGUUGCUUCAUAUGUAUCUUUUAAUGUGUCAGAUUGUUGGUAAUGCAUCGAGAUGCUUAUCACAUCAGUGUCAGUGAUGGUGCACAUCCCUAGUAGCUAAUGUGUGUAUAGUUGUACUUCAGCUUUGACAAUCAGGAUCAAGAUUUAUGGUUGUGCACCAUAUGUUGACUUUGAAAAUAUCCUGUCUGAACUUCUGCACCAGGUCAGUCCUUCUGUCUGCCGCAUGCUUUUCCUCCAGUCACACUCUCCAUCACAUACUGUAUUAUCACUGUGUACAUGUGCCUACAGUGGCCUUUAUGUUCCUAAGAGUCAUACCUGGUUCAUUUUCUGGUAAUUACUUUAACAAUGAUGUGUAAAAAAGAGUAAAAUUUUAAGUGACCAUCAAGAACAGAGGAAUCUUGAUGUCGGCUCUUCAUCAUUUUAAGAUAUAGCAAGUGGAGGAGCCAGUGCAGUUUCAGGCAUUAUCAUUUGUUUUUGUCAUAUUUACCUGCUCUCUCUGGUUUACAUCAUAAAAUAAAGCAAAAAUUAUUGUACAGUUA
Messenger RNA from Thunnus maccoyii (southern bluefin tuna), 5029 nucleotides. It is a transcript of the gene esr2a, whose product is annotated as estrogen receptor 2a. Gene Ontology annotation, cellular component: nucleus. The coding region runs from base 762 to 2441 and encodes 559 amino acids. The record is from RefSeq and is a predicted model, not a curated record. The transcript has 9 exons. Lineage: Eukaryota; Metazoa; Chordata; Actinopteri; Scombriformes; Scombridae. Gene Ontology annotation, biological process: cellular response to estradiol stimulus; regulation of DNA-templated transcription; estrogen receptor signaling pathway. Gene Ontology annotation, molecular function: zinc ion binding; nuclear receptor activity; steroid binding.